Molecule: messenger RNA, 1122 nt
Organism: Diaporthe citri
Lineage: Eukaryota; Fungi; Ascomycota; Sordariomycetes; Diaporthales; Diaporthaceae
Exons: 2
Coding region: 1-1122 (373 amino acids)
Biological process (GO): protein N-linked glycosylation
Cellular component (GO): mannan polymerase complex
Molecular function (GO): alpha-1,6-mannosyltransferase activity
Source: RefSeq, a predicted model, not a curated record
AUGGCUAUCUGGCGGCGACCACACCAGAUGUCAGCCGUGAGGUACAUCGCGUGUCUUUGUGCUCUUUUGAUUAUUUGCUAUCACUUCCGGACAUGGAAUGUCGACUAUGCAGUGAGCUCGAGCUUACCGGUGGACAAGCAGUCUUUGGAGACGUCAGAGGCCCAGGAAGAAAUACUGGAGGACAAGCCUACAUACACUCACGUCGAAACGCCACAAGCUACUCCAGCCGAUACUCCAUUGGUGAUUCCGCUUGAGGCAAGUCAGUCACAACUCUCAGACUCGGCCACAGGGCGUGGCGGAAUACCCAAGAAAAUCUGGUAUAAGCUGGGGGCGAAGGGACUCAGUUACGACGCACGUGGCUGGACGGAAACGUGCAUCUCGCAGAACCCCGAUUACCACGCAGAGUUCCUCACAGACGAGUCCGCGGACGAGUUCGUGAGGGAGAAAUACGCAGACCGCCCCGACAUCGUGGAGACGUACUUGGCCCUCACCGUGCCGAUCCUCAAGGCCGACCUGCUGCGGUACCUGCUCCUCUACGCCGAGGGCGGCGUCUGGUUCGACCUGGACGUUUCGUGCGAGGGCAUACCGAUAGACGAGUGGAUCCCAGAGGAGCUCGAGGACGACGUUAGCCUGGUAGUAGGCUGGGAAUUUGAUGCGGGCUACGACUUCCUCUUCGACCGGCAGUUCACGACCUGGACUGUCAUGGCCAGGAAGGGUGUGCCGCAUCUGAUGGCCGUGGUGGACGACAUUGUGCAAUCGAUGGCUGAUGUGGCCAAGGCGCACAACAUUACGAUUUCGCAGCUGAACAUGAACAAUGUUGGAGAUGUCGUAGACUUCACCGGCCCGGUAAGGUUCGCGAAGAGCGUCAUGGGGAGCUUGGAGCCGUCGCUGAACGAGACUGGUGACUGGGACGGGUGGGAGGAUUAUUACGAGCUCGUGGAGCCGAAGCUUGCCGGCGACGUCUUGAUUCUUCCGGGAUAUUCGUUAUCGGCCAUUUUCAACACGUACGAGGAAGAAGACCAGGAUAGAGUUGGCCCCUCGUUGGUGGUCCAUCACUAUGCCGGGAGUUGGAAGAAUGACUAUGGCGGAGAGAGGGUGGACGAGCGAAGACGGGCUCGAUAG